AAGUGUCCUUCGUGGAACAUGUGAAAAUAGUCCGUAGCUUGAUUGACAUACUUGACUAUAAAGCCCAUAAACAAAGGGUUGAAUAAGCUCGAUUAACACUUGCUAGCUAGGAGCUAACUUUAGAUCAGCAACCACUGGAGAAAUCCAGUCAGCAGUGGAAGCCUGAGCUCUGCAUGUUUGAACUUCCCUCCUGCGGUUGUCGCACGGAUUAAUCCAGCAUGUGACCAUGGGGCUGUGCUGCCGGGACUUCAACCCUCUCACAUGCUCCCUCCUCAGACACAGCUAGCUGCUAGCUGCCUGUACCUCACACUUGGGCUGGACUGGUUCUUCUCUCCAGAGACCUUUCUGUAGAGCCAGCUCACUCUUAUGUAUGGAGUAAGUUUCUAAGUGAACCAUCGCUUUGAGCUGGCACGACCCACCACAAACACAGGGUGCUGAAGAUGGACGAGGCCGUUCUGAGAGUCAACAAUGAGCUGGACUCUGAGGUGGUGGUGUCCUGGGUGUCAGAGCGCUGCUACCAGUGUUUGUACCAGCAACUGGGAGUUUUACCAGCUGCGCCCAGUCCUGGAAAGCCCAGUUCGGUUGACUUUGUUGUGAGCACACAGCAUGAAAUAACACUACAGCUCAACAGAACCCCGGUCAACCUGCAGCAUUGCACGGUUCCCUUCCACUUUGGGGAGCACGGGAACUACUCUCUGUGGGUGAAAAAUUUCAACGACUCCUCAGUGGGGAAGUGUUCGGUAGUGACUGACGCGGACCCCAUCAACAGCUACAUACCGAUAUUAGUGGCUUUUCUAUUCUUUGCUGGACUGAUCUUGAUGUCCUGCAUUGGUAGGAUAAUAUUAAGGCUUGAUGUGGUGAGGAACAUCCUCUUCCGAAUUACUGGCUCGAUGGAGACGGAGAGGCUCAUCAACUCUGAACUGGGCUCCCCUGGCAGGACAGUGCCACCAGUGACUGACACCAUCCUCCCUCCUCCACCCAACCCCAGCAAGAGGCUGCGAUCCCUGGACACAUUCAGAGGAAUUUCCUUAGUCAUUAUGGUGUUUGUGAACUAUGGAGGGGGCCGAUACUGGUUCUUCAGGCACCAAAGCUGGAAUGGUCUAACUGUUGCAGAUUUAGUCUUCCCUUGGUUUGUGUUUAUAAUGGGGACAUCCAUUGCAAUGUCAACCAACUCCCUGCUGUGCGCAGGCUCCACUCGCUGCUCACUGCUGAGGAAAAGUGUGUGGAGGAGCCUGCAGCUCUUCAUCAUCGGUGUCUUCAUUAUCAACCCAAACUAUUGCCAGGGACCAUUAUCUUGGGACAACCUGCGAAUCCCAGGUGUGUUGCAGCGCCUGGCCUGGUCCUACCUGGUUGUAGCCUGCCUGGAUCUGCUGGUGGCAAAAGGUCACCUCGACAUCCUCACGACGAGUGCUUGGUGGUCCCCCUUCCGUGACAUCUUGCUGUACUGGCCGGCCUGGCUGUGUGUGAUCCUCUUAGAAAUCCUCUGGUUGUUCCUCACUUUCCAACUCCCGGUUCCAGAUUGUCCAGCAGGCUAUCUGGGCCCAGGUGGGAUUGGGGACAUGGGCCUUUACAUGAAUUGCACUGGUGGAGCGGCUGGUUUCAUUGACCGUUGGCUGCUGGGAGAGAACCACAUCUACCAGACUCCGUCGUCACGGGUUAUUUAUGCAACUCGCAUGCCCUUUGAUCCAGAAGGUGUCCUCGGCAGCAUCAACUCUGUCCUCAUGGCUUUUCUUGGUUUACAGGCAGGGAAAAUUAUCUUACACUACAGAGAUGUCCACACAAGUAUAAUGUCAAGGCUUCUAUUAUGGGGUCUCUUUUUGGGAGCCAUAUCAGCAGUUCUGACCAAGUGUUCCACAGACCAGGGCUUCAUUCCUAUCAACAAGAACCUAUGGUCUCUGUCCUAUGUGACAACACUGGCCUGUUUUGCCUUUGUGCUGCUAGUGCUGCUCUACUUCAUAGUGGACGUACAGAGGUGGUGGUCUGGAGCCCCUUUCUACUACCCAGGUAUGAACUCCAUCCUGGUGUAUGUGGGUCAUGAGGUGUUGGAGGAGUACUUCCCCUUCCGCUGGCGUAUGGCAGACAGCCAAUCCCACGCUGAGCACCUCACCCAAAACCUUGUGGCUACUUCCUGUUGGGUGUUCAUCGCCUAUGUGCUGUACAGGAAGAGGAUUUUUUGGAAGAUUUAGAGGGACCCCUGAAUAAUGAUUCCUUCCAGUAGCAGAGGACAUUUAUGACAUCAGAAUUGCUGGAGUCCUAAUCUGAAAACCUUUGGAGCACAGAUAACCGGGGACUAAAGAUUAAUUUCGGCAAAACUAUGCUGUUUCUCUGUCUCUGAACAUUUAUGGAGUUCUUCGUUCAAACUCCUUAGACACAAUUUUUUAUCACCAUUAAUGUUUAACAGCUUUUUUCCCCCCAAAGAUCUUCAGAUAUGAAGCGUCUCAUAUCUCCACUGACUCAGGAAGAACUUGUCCAUGAAUAGUUAGAGAAUUGGAACACUGACAUUGUUAAUCCACUUUUUGACUUUGUGUUAUUAAUUCAGGUUUCAUUCCUCACCCUGUGACACACACUGUGUUUAACAAGCGCCUUGUUAACUUCCCUUUCUUCUGCUACCACCAUAAUUACAGCAUUUCUCUGAAAGCUGAAGUUUUUUUUGGUGAGGUUGUGUGAUCAUUUUCGACUACACGAGGUGGAAGUGAUAUUUAAACAAAAGUGAAACAGUGUGUCAAGAUUUUGAAGUAAGAAAGUUUUGCCAUAUUUAAUUAUUAACUAUUGUAGGGUAGACGGCUCCUCUCAAUCCUCAACUCCGCUCAAUCCUCAGCUCCUCUCACUACUCAGCUCCUCUUAACCCUCAGCUCCUCUCAAUCCUAAACUCCUCUCAAUCCUCAGCUCCUCUCAAUCCUAAACUCCUCUCACUACUCAGAUCCUCUCAAUCCUCAGCUCCUCUCAAGCCUCAGCUCCUCUCAAUCCUCAGCUCCUUUGCUAAUCAAGGAUCCAAUGUUGUGAUAUAAGAUGCUGUAUUUUACCAAAUACUGAGGGGAAGUGAAGGAGGCCACAUCCGCUGACUGUUGAAACCCAUUGAGGUUUGCUGGUUUUGCAUUUAGAUAAAAUGCAUGUUUGUCAUCAAUAGGUUUACAAAAACAGAAGUCACUGAAUUCCCCUUUUUAUUUUAUUACAAAUGCCCAAUUUGACUUUUGCCUUUCCAGAAAUGAUUUGUCUUUCUUAAAUGAGUCAUGAAUUUCCAUAAAGAAAGUUAGACUUUUUUUUGGUAAUUUACAAGAUUAUAGAUAUUGUUUAAAUAACGUUAUUCAGAGUUUGAUCACAUGCUGAAUAUAAACCUGCGUAUGCCUGCUAAUUUUGGUGUAGACGAGUUAUUAGGGCGGUUUUACAUCUAGCUUGUUUGGUCCAGACCAAAAUAACAGGUGUGAAAGGUGCCGCCAACAGACCAAUAUUAGGUCCAACGAAAAUAGGUGCUCUCAGUUCGCAUCAAACUCUACCAUGGCUCAGUUAUUUUGCAGUUUGAAAAUACGUUUUUGAUUGUUCGAACAAAUUGACCAAUAACGUUUCUGGUCUCUCCAGAAACAGAAUUGUCCAGGUUUACAGUGCUCCUCUCAAGCCUCAGCUCCUCUCAAUCCUCAACUCCUCUCACUACUCAGCUCCUCUCAAGACUCAGCUCCUCUCAAUCCUCAACUCCUCUCACUACUCAGCUCCUCUCAAGCCUCAGCUCCUCUCAAUCCUCAGCUCCUCUCAACAGUGUUCAUAAACUGUCAAAGGGAGAAUUUAUCACAGGCCUGUUUUGAGACUUCAUGUUUUUACUGGGUGUACUCCUGGGUUUCCCUUUUAAUCUGCCACAGAGUGUAUAUUUAAUUAUGUCAUAUCUCACUAUACAACUGUUACCAUUACUCCCACCAUACUGUUUAAAUGUUCCCCAUCUUGUGAUCGGCCAUUAUUCUAAAUAUAACUCCUGUGAACUGAUUUUACAAAACCACAUGUUCUGUAUGUAGAGGAUCUAAAGCCUGAGAGAGAUCGUUUUUUAUAAUUGUUCAUCUUGACUGAUGGGAUUCAUUUUCUUGUACUUUUUAUACAUAUAAUCUUUUUUUUUACAUUCACAAAUUUUAAUAGUUAUAUCAUGUAAUAUAUCAUUCUCAAGUA
Pleuronectes platessa (European plaice) is the source of this 4149-nucleotide messenger RNA. It is a transcript of the gene hgsnat, whose product is annotated as heparan-alpha-glucosaminide N-acetyltransferase. NCBI's taxonomy places the organism in Eukaryota, Metazoa, Chordata, Actinopteri, Pleuronectiformes, Pleuronectidae. The transcript is spliced from 18 exons. The coding region runs from base 441 to 2186 and encodes 581 amino acids. The record is from RefSeq and is a predicted model, not a curated record.